AACUAGUAAUCUGUGAUUUUAACACACAUGACACAACCACGCAUAUCACCUAAAUUGGUUUUUGUAAAAACACAAUGCGAAAGUUUAGUACAAAUAGCACCGACAAGAAAGCUCUAACCGUGGACAAAACUUUGUUCUUGGCUUAUAAACUUUCUCACCAAGGAUCUUCAAACCUUACAUCCAAUAUUUUACUUAAAAAUGUAUUACAAGACCAUGCUAAAGUGGUUAACGAGAAAACCAUAGAAGAAAUUACAGCUGCAGCUAGUAAACUUAGUCCCAAUUCUGACAACACUAAUACGACAGCAUGGAAAUCUUCAUUAAACAAAUUUACAGAUCCCAUAUCCUACUUGGAAAAAACAUCACCUAAAUGUGAAAAAUGCAUGUCUAUGGAAUAUAAAGUAAGUGAUUUAGCAAAUAACGUGUGCCAAUGUAACAUCAACUUUAAAAGUUCACCAGUAGAAAAGCACAGCAGAAAACCUCUAAGCUCAGAACAUGAAAGUACUAGACUAUUUAAACCAGUAUUCACAAGAAAUAGGUCCAGUAAGAAAAUAGCACUAGAAAACUCAAAUAAAGACUUCUGUCCUUUCAAUCAAAAUGAAAUGGAUGUAGAGGAGUUGGACAGCAAAGCCCAGAAAAGUUUAGUGGCAAAGAUAACAUUUAAAACAGCCAAAGAGCAGCUGCUGGCUUCAAAUCCGGCUGCUAAAAGAACUCUAGGCACCUCCAGAAAAGCUCAAGGAAAAUUUGUGUCACCAAUGCUGGGAGCACAGGACAAGGAGGAAGAAAUUAACACUGCUAACACAGUCUCCGAUGACAGACUGAAGCACCUAGACCCAAAAAUGGUGGAGCUUAUAGAGAGUGAAAUCAUAGACCGAGGAGUUCCUAUUGGUUGGGAAGACAUUGCUGGCUUACAAUUGGCCAAGUCGGUGAUCCAAGAGGCUGUAGUGUGGCCCCUGCUGCGGCCAGAUAUCUUCACAGGCCUUAGGCGACCACCUAAAGGAGUGCUGCUGUUUGGCCCACCCGGAACAGGAAAAACGUUGAUUGGCAGGUGCGUGGCGGCGCAGUGCCGUGCGACCUUCUUCAGUAUAUCGGCGUCGUCGCUCACCUCCAAGUGGAUCGGUGACGGCGAGAAGAUGGUCCGUGCGCUUUUCGCCGUCGCGCGAGCACGCCAGCCCGCUGUGGUAUUCAUAGAUGAGAUCGACUCUUUGCUGUGUGCGCGGAGCGACGGCGAGCACGAAGCUACGCGCCGCAUCAAGACUGAGUUCUUAGUGCAGUUUGACGGCGCAGCCAUCGGCGAGGAUGACCGGCUACUAAUCGUAGGUGCGACGAACCGGCCGCAGGAGCUGGACGAGGCGGCGCGACGGAGGCUCGUCAAGCGCCUCUACAUACCGCUGCCGGACGCGCCGGCUCGAGAGCAAAUUAUCACCAACCUCCUCAAGAAUGAAGCUAACGAGUUAUCAGCAGCCAAUGUCAGAGAGAUAGCCCACCUGACGGAGGGGUUUUCUGGCGCUGACAUGAAGUCCCUGUGUUCGGAGGCGGCCAUGGGACCCAUACGAUCUUUCCCUAUGUCGCAAAUUGUUAACAUCGACAGAGACAAGGUGCGGCCGGUAAAUAUAGAAGAUUUCAAAACAGCUUUACAAAGAGUACGACCUAGUGUGUCGCAGGACGACCUCGGACAAUAUGUGAAGUGGAACUCCACAUAUGGACAGGGAUUAUAGUUGCUCCUACAACUCAGUUUGUUUUUGUAAAUUUUUAUAAUACAAUUUCAUUGGUUUA
Aricia agestis (brown argus) is the source of this 1773-nucleotide messenger RNA. Its product is annotated as fidgetin-like protein 1. Bases 75 to 1715 code for a protein of 546 amino acids. The transcript is spliced from 10 exons. Gene Ontology annotation, molecular function: ATP binding; microtubule severing ATPase activity; ATP hydrolysis activity. The record is from RefSeq and is a predicted model, not a curated record. Lineage: Eukaryota; Metazoa; Arthropoda; Insecta; Lepidoptera; Lycaenidae.